Messenger RNA from Colletotrichum fioriniae, 1680 nucleotides. The record is from RefSeq and is a predicted model, not a curated record. Lineage: Eukaryota; Fungi; Ascomycota; Sordariomycetes; Glomerellales; Glomerellaceae.
AUGGAUAUACUUACCGCAGUCCAACUUCUGAACAGCGUAUACGAAGUCCAUCAUCACCAGAGAACCUCCUUGCUGGAUAUUCUCGAUUUCCAAAAGGCACCUUGCCAAAGCCAUGGACCUGGUACUCAGGCGCAGCUCGAUGUGCCCUACGUCUCGGGCCUCCAUCAGAGCUUACCACUUCUCAAAGACAGGAUAUCGAUCGCGCUCAAGACGAGGCUCGGUCACGGCAAGACCACAUGUCUCGCGGAGAGGAUGUUGUUUGAGAAUACUCUCACUGAGCUACACAGCAAUUUACCGAAGCGUCCGAUUAUAGAUGGCCCUGUCGAAACCCAUCGACUACUCAUACGCGAACAGAUCUCCGACCUGAUGUUCCGGUCCAGCUCAAGCAUGUCAGAGACUAUUACCUUGAAAGCGAUAGUCUCACUAUCCACCACACUUUCUUCGAGGCUUCCGAUACUCUUGAAAAAGUUUGAUCUCUAUGACUGGUCUUACGUGGAACAGGGCUUCGGCCCAGAAUGGGAGAAGUUGGUCCCCCAUGCGGUUAUUGGGUGCCUCCUCUUCGCUCCUGGUGACCUCUACUCAGACUCGCAGCCAUAUGCCAAGAUCUGGGCCCACGAUAUUCUUGUUAAAGAGGGCGCGAAGUACCCCAUACUCGCACGGGAUCUCGCCCUCAUCCCGCCCAGAUCCAGCAGCUGGUCCCUGAAGGAGCUUGCCUUCCUCACCAAUCACGUCGGACCCGACCUCAAGGACAAUCAAGGGCUAACUCUCGUCCACGCUGCCAUCUUGGACCGCAGGCCGGACAUCGUGCAUCAACUUCUCGAGCCUGGAGGCGCCAAACCGUGGCACCGAAUAUUCAGGAGGCGGUUCUCGCUGUUCCAUUUCGCGGCCUCGGUAGGAUGCGAGGCGUGCUACGCAGAAUUGCGCUGUCACCCUGAGAUCCGGCCGGCAGAGGAGACGCGGGACCGGAACGGAAUGCUGCCCUUGCACGUCGCUGCCCUUCGCGGGCAAGUGAACGUGGUGGAAGCUAUUCUCAAGGCGCACUUUGACGGAGAGGAGGAGAACGAGGAGUACGUGAAUCGAGAGACGUCAGAAGCCGGGCAUACCGCGUUGUAUCUCGCGAUAGCGCGGGCUGAAGAUGAUGCCACCGCUAGAUUCUUGGCAAUGUACCCCGGCGUCGACUUCCUCGUGGAUCGCCAGGUACGGCAGACAGCGCUUCAUGUUGCGGCGUCUCGCAAAAGACACGGUCUAUUGCGCUUUCUCCUCUCUAGAGCACCCGAGCAUCAGCUCAAUGUGCAAAACGAAGACGGUGAGACGGCAUUACAUAUUAUCGCUCGUCAUGGUGACCGAGAGACAUUAAACGCUGUCUUGGACCUCCCCUCAAUCGAACUGGACGUGACAGCCAGCGACGGAUCAACGCCACUAGUUGACGCCGUGACGAGCGCGAACAUGGAGGCGAUGGAAGCUUUGAUCGGGUGCCCGGGGGUGGAUAUCACGGCGUUACGGCGGCCUCUGGAGCCCUUUGGAUUUUCUGCACUGGAACAUAUCUUGCAAGAGGUGGACGGCAACGAUGGUUCUGGGGGGUACACGGAGAUUUUGGAGUGCUUGCGAAUGCGUUGUCCCGAGCUGGAAGACGAUCUUUAUGAGGCAUCGGUGGCUGAAAUGGAAACGGAUGACGGGUGA